CCGCGCGCCCGCCAUCGCCCCUUUAAGAGCGGCGCCCGCGGGCGGCGGGGAGGCGGCGGGCGGGGGCGCGCGCGGCGGGAGGAGGGGGCGCGCGCUUCCCGGAACAGCCCGCGCAGAGGAAAGAGAGGAAGAAAAUAAAACCCGCGGCCGGAGCCGAAGCUGGAGCUGCCGCCGCCGCCGCCUCGGCCGUCUGGAGCUCCCCCGCGCGGACGAUGCCCGCGGCGCCCGAGCGGGGCUCGGGGCGGUGAGGCCCGGGGCGCGGGGUAGCUAUGGCGACCGCGAGCGCGGCCCGCGGCGCCGCCUGACAGGUGUGGGCCCCGGCGGCGGCGGCGGCGCGGAGCAGCAUGUACGCCAAGGGGGGCAAGGGCUCGGCUGUGCCCUCCGACAGCCAGGCCCGCGAGAAGUUGGCGCUGUACGUGUAUGAGUACCUGCUGCAUGUCGGUGCCCAGAAGUCAGCCCAGACUUUUCUGUCCGAGAUCCGAUGGGAGAAGAACAUCACACUGGGGGAGCCCCCAGGCUUCCUGCAUUCCUGGUGGUGCGUGUUCUGGGACUUGUACUGUGCCGCGCCCGACCGCAGAGAGGCUUGCGAGCACUCGAGUGAGGCCAAGGCCUUCCAGGACUACAGCGCUGCAGCCGCCCCCAGCCCUGUGAUGGGGAGCAUGGCCCCCAACGACGCAUUGGCAGCCGGCCCUAUGGCUCCUGGCUUCUUCCAGGGCCCCCCUGGCUCCCAGCCGCCCCCCCACAACCCCAACGCCCCCAUGAUGGGGCCUCAUAUUCAGCCCUUCAUGUCACCGCGGUUCCCAGGGGGCCCCCGGCCCACCCUGCGGAUGCCGAGUCAGCCUCCUGUAGGCCUCCCCGGCUCCCAGCCCCUCAUUCCUGGCGCCAUGGACCCCUCCCCGCGAGCUCAGGGGCAUCCGAGCAUGGGCUCAGUGCAGAGGGUAACGCCUCCAAGGGGCAUGGCCAGCGUUGGGCCCCAGAGCUACGGAGGUAGUAUGCGGCCCCCACCCAACUCACUCGCCGGCCCAGGCCUGCCCACCAUGAACAUGGGCCCUGGAGUGCGCGGCCCGUGGACCAGCCCCAGUGGCAACUCGAUCCCCUACUCCUCAUCCUCCCCCGGCAGCUACUCGGGACCCCCAGGAGGAGGUGGUCCCCCUGGAACGCCCAUCAUGCCCAGCCCUGGAGACUCCACCAACUCCAGCGAGAACAUGUACACCAUUAUGAACCCCAUCGGGCCGGGCGCCGGCAGGGCUAACUUCCCCCUGGGCCCUGGCCCCGAGGGCCCCAUGGCCGCCAUGAGUGCAAUGGAGCCUCACCACGUGAACGGAUCCCUGGGCUCGGGCGACAUGGACGGGUUGCCGAAGAGCUCCCCCGGCGCCGUGGCCGGCCUGAGCAACGCCCCGGGCACCCCGCGGGACGACGGCGAGAUGGCGGCCGCCGGGACUUUCCUGCACCCGUUCCCGAGCGAAAGCUACUCGCCCGGGAUGACCAUGAGCGUGUGAUGGGGCAGCAGCCCCGUGCCCACUGCCGGCCUCGGCUUCUGCCCAGCGCCAAAGCCCAGGGGCUCGGGUGGUCUGCAGGGUGAGGGUCUGAGGUCACAGCCCGGUCAAGGCUUGGACGGCCGGGAGGCCCCGCACGCAGGAUUCUCAUUUUAUUAAACUCACGAGGACCUCAGAGACACUUUUUCCUGUGUCGGCCCUCCCCACCGUUUCUGUUUUGGCCUGGGGGGGCUCCUUGGGGGACCUCCUUUCCCCUGGACAGCAGGGGGUGGGCCCCAUCAAUAAAUGUAAGGCGGUUUUGGUUUUUGGUA
Equus quagga is the source of this 1807-nucleotide messenger RNA. RefSeq names its product single stranded DNA binding protein 4 (gene SSBP4). Gene Ontology annotation, cellular component: nucleus. Gene Ontology annotation, molecular function: protein binding; single-stranded DNA binding. Gene Ontology annotation, biological process: positive regulation of transcription by RNA polymerase II. The record is from RefSeq and is a predicted model, not a curated record. NCBI's taxonomy places the organism in Eukaryota, Metazoa, Chordata, Mammalia, Perissodactyla, Equidae.